This is a messenger RNA of Phyllostomus hastatus (greater spear-nosed bat), 2004 nucleotides long. It is a transcript of the gene ASIC4, whose product is annotated as acid sensing ion channel subunit family member 4. Bases 84 to 1703 code for a protein of 539 amino acids. Gene Ontology annotation, cellular component: membrane. Gene Ontology annotation, molecular function: ligand-gated sodium channel activity. The transcript has 10 exons. The record is from RefSeq and is a predicted model, not a curated record. Gene Ontology annotation, biological process: sodium ion transmembrane transport. NCBI's taxonomy places the organism in Eukaryota, Metazoa, Chordata, Mammalia, Chiroptera, Phyllostomidae.
CCGGAGGGCACCAGGGGCUGCUGGCCAGGGAGGGACAGGGGCAAGGAGGCUCUGGCCAGUCCAGUCCCAGCAGCCGGGGACAGAUGCCGAUCGAGAUUGUGUGCAAAAUCAAAUUUGCAGAGGAGGAUGCGAAACCCAAGGAGAAGGAGGCAGGGGAUGAGCAGAGCCUCCUGGGGGCUGCGCGGGGGGCAGCAGCGCCCCGGGACCUGGCCACCUUUGCCAGCACGAGCACUCUGCACGGGCUGGGCCGGGCCUGUGGCCCAGGCCCCCACGGACUUCGUAGAACCCUGUGGGCACUGGCUCUACUCACCUCGCUGGCUGCCUUCCUGUACCAGGCGGCGGGCCUGGCCCGGGGCUACCUAACCUGGCCUCACCUGGUGGCAAUGGACCCCGCUGCCCCUGCCCCAGUGGCGGGCUUCCCAGCUGUCACCCUCUGCAACAUCAACCGCUUCCGGCAUUCGGCACUUAGCGACGCUGACAUCUUCCACCUGGCCAAUCUGACAGGGCUGCCCCCCAAAGACCGGGAUGGGCACCGUGCCGCUGGCUUGCGCUACCCGGAGCCCGACAUGGUAGACAUCCUCAACCGCACUGGCCACCAGCUGGCCGACAUGCUCAAGAGCUGCAACUUCAGUGGGCAUCACUGCUCCGCCAGCAACUUCUCCGUGGUCUAUACUCGCUAUGGGAAGUGUUACACUUUCAACGCGGACCCACAAAGCUCCCUUCCCAGCCGGGCGGGGGGCAUGGGCAGUGGCCUGGAGAUCAUGCUGGACAUCCAGCAGGAGGAGUACCUGCCCAUCUGGAGAGAGACAAAUGAGACGUCGUUUGAGGCUGGCAUCCGAGUGCAGAUCCACAGCCAGGAGGAGCCACCCUACAUCCACCAGCUGGGCUUCGGCGUGUCCCCAGGCUUCCAGACCUUCGUGUCCUGCCAGGAACAGCGGCUGACCUACCUGCCUCAGCCCUGGGGCAACUGCCGGGCGGAGAGUGGGCUCAGGGAGCCUGAGCUUCAGGGCUACUCAGCCUACAGUGUGUCUGCUUGCCGGCUGCGCUGUGAGAAGGAGGCCGUGCUUCAGCGCUGCCACUGCCGAAUGGUGCACAUGCCAGGCAACGAGACCAUCUGCCCACCAAAUAUCUACAUUGAGUGUGCCGACCACACCCUGGACUCCCUGGGUGGGGGCUCCGAGGGCCCGUGUUUCUGUCCUACUCCUUGCAACCUGACCCGCUACGGGAAAGAGAUCUCCAUGGUCAGGAUCCCCAACAGGGGCUCAGCCCGGUACCUGGCCAGGAAGUACAACCGCAAUGAAACCUACAUACGGGAGAACUUCCUCGUCCUGGAUGUCUUUUUUGAAGCCCUGACCUCCGAGGCCAUGGAGCAGCGAGCAGCCUAUGGCUUGUCAGCCCUGCUGGGAGACCUCGGGGGACAGAUGGGCCUAUUCAUCGGGGCCAGCAUCCUCACACUGUUGGAAAUCCUGGACUACAUCUAUGAGGUGUCCUGGGACCGACUGAAGCGGGUGUGGCGUCGUCCCAAGACCCCCCUGAGGACCUCCACGGGGGGCAUCUCCACCUUGGGACUGCAGGAGCUGAAAGAGCAGAGUCCCUGUCCAGGCCGGGGUCAGGCUGAAGGUGGGGGAGCCGGCAACCUGCUCCCCAACCAUCACCACCCGCACGGCCCCCCAGGAGGCCUCUUUGAAGACUUCGCUUGCUAGGAUGAUGCUGUAUCUGAAAGGACCCAGGAGUCUGGGACUCCUCCCUGGAUCUUCCUGCUCCUGGGACAGAAGGCCCCGGGGGCAGCCCAAGGCUGUGGCGGGGGGAGGGCAGUGGUGCUCACUAGAACAGAGACUCAGUCCCUCUCCUCACCAACCGUGGCACCAGCUGCUUUGCACAAGGGUCCUUCUUGUCCCUACUCCCCUCCUGAGGCUGGUGCCCAGGGAGGCUGGAGAGCAGGCCAUGGGCCCCCAGGGAGGGGAAAGGGGAGAAGAGAGGGAGGUGGAGAAGCCCCAGAAGGGG